This is a messenger RNA of Myodes glareolus (Bank vole), 5064 nucleotides long. It is a transcript of the gene Znf513, whose product is annotated as zinc finger protein 513. Gene Ontology annotation, cellular component: nucleus. The record is from RefSeq and is a predicted model, not a curated record. Gene Ontology annotation, biological process: positive regulation of transcription by RNA polymerase II. Lineage: Eukaryota; Metazoa; Chordata; Mammalia; Rodentia; Cricetidae.
GUCAAUCCCGCGCGUUCAGCAGGGGGCGAGUGGGGAGCAGGAGCUAAGUCCGCCUGUUGGAGGCCACCCUGGCGCGCCUCGCUCUCAGGUGCGACUUCCUAGUUCGUACGCAGAGGGGGCAGGGCACUUUCUGCCUGGCUGGCUGGCCGGUUUACUCCUGCAGCCUCCAAUUGGUCGGCUAGCAGAGCAUCCCAAUCACUUCCCGGUCACGCUGCGUCCGCGUUCCCGUUGUGCAUCCCACGAACUACGCGUCCCGUGCGGCUGUGCGGCAGCGGAAGCGGAAGCGGGUACGGAGGUACCAGCUGGUCUCCGGAGGGGGAUAGGGGGCUCCAUGAAUGGAAGCGGCGGCGGCGGCGGGAGCGACCUGAGCUUGGCUCCGGGUCCAGGGCCGGGGGCUGCCCAGGACCCGCACUGGUGUAUGGGGGCGGCUCCUGGACCCUGAGAGCGAGGGCCGGCGACUGGGCCGAACUGGGAGGGGCGGGGCCGGGCGGCCUCGGGCCGGAGGCGCGUCGGGCUGGAGCCGGUCACGAUGCCCCGGAGGAAGCAAAGCCACCCGCAGCCCGUGAAAUGCGAGGGGGUCAAAGUGGAUACUGAAGAUUCCUUCGACGAAGGACCUGGGACCCUGGUGUUGGAGAGUGAUUUGCUGCUAGGCCAAGACCUGGAGUUUGAGGAGGAAGAGGAAGAGGAGGAGGGUGACGGCCACAACGACCAGCUCAUGGGUUUUGAGAGAGACUCCGAAGGAGACUCUCAGGGGGCCAGACCUGGACUUCCCUAUGGGCUGAGUGACGACGAGUCUGGGGGCGGCCGGGCACUAAGUGCGGAGAGUGAAGUUGAGGAACCAGCAAGGGGUCCAGGGGAGGCCAGGGGUGAGAGGCCAGGCCCAGCCUGCCAGCUGUGUGGGGGGCCGACAGGUGAGGGGCCGUGUUGUGGGGCAGGAGGGCCGGGUGGGGGGCCCCCGCUGCCCCCACGGCUUCUGUACUCGUGCCGCCUCUGCGCCUUCGUGUCCCACUACUCAAGCCACCUGAAGCGGCACAUGCAGACACACAGCGGGGAGAAGCCGUUCCGCUGUGGUCGCUGCCCCUACGCCUCAGCCCAGCUCGUCAACCUGACACGACAUACCCGCACCCAUACUGGCGAGAAGCCCUACCGCUGUCCCCACUGCCCCUUUGCCUGCAGCAGCCUGGGCAACCUGAGGCGGCAUCAGCGCACCCAUACAGGGCCUCCCACUCCUCCCUGCCCGACCUGUGGCUUCCGAUGCUGUGCUCCACGACCAACCAGGCCUCCCAGCCCCACAGAGCAGGAGGGGACAAUGCCCCGGCGAUCGGAAGAUGCUCUGCUCCUUCCAGACUUGAACCUCCAUGUGCCACCAGGUGGUACCAGCUACCUGCCAGACUGUGGGCAGCUACGGGGUGAAGGGGAGGGUUUGUGUGGAACUGGAUCGGAACCAUUGCCAGAGCUGCUGUUCCCUUGGACCUGCCGGGGUUGUGGACAAGAACUGGAGGAGGGUGAGGGCAGCCGGUUGGGAACUGCCAUGUGUGGGCGCUGCAUGCGAGGAGAAGCUGGAGGGGGUGCCAGUGGGGGACCUCAGGGCCCCAGUGACAAAGGCUUCGCCUGUAGUCUCUGCCCCUUCGCCACUCACUAUCCCAACCACCUGGCUCGGCACAUGAAGACUCACAGUGGUGAGAAACCCUUCCGCUGUGCCCGCUGUCCCUAUGCCUCUGCUCAUCUGGAUAAUCUGAAACGGCACCAGCGUGUCCACACAGGAGAGAAGCCCUACAAGUGCCCCCUCUGUCCGUACGCCUGUGGAAACCUGGCCAACCUCAAACGUCAUGGUCGCAUCCACUCUGGUGACAAACCUUUUCGGUGUAGCCUCUGCAACUACAGCUGCAACCAGAGUAUGAACCUCAAACGUCAUAUGCUGCGCCAUACGGGCGAGAAGCCCUUCCGCUGUGCCACCUGCGCCUACACCACAGGCCACUGGGACAACUACAAGCGCCAUCAGAAAGUGCAUGGCCAUGGUGGGGCAGGAGGACCUGGUCUUUCUGCCCCCGAGGGCUGGGCCCCACCUCAUAGCCCACCCUCUGUUAUGAGCACUCGGGGGCCAGCAGCCCUGGGUGCUACUGGUAGCAGGGCUCUCCAUACAGACUCACCUUGAACUAGGUUCUUUUACCUGUUUUACCUGGGGUCCUAGGAAUUAGCCCUGCCUCUCCUGCAUUUUAUACAAAUGGACUAGAAACCACCUUCCCCUUCCUCCCCCGCUGGCCAGGGGCUCCAUACAGACUAACCUAGGCACUAUAUGGACCAGCCUCAAUCAAAUGGGCAGGGGGCCAUAUGGACCAGGGGGCCUGGUCUUGGCUCAUGUACUUAAUUUAAUGAGCUCAGUGAUUAGGACCUUGGAUUCACCGUCACUGUUCCCAGGGGCCAUGGAUGAACUGGUUGGGGACUGCCCAGCCUCUCACCUGUUUUAACUUAUUUCAGUGCUUUAUAAUAAAGGAAACACUAACAAAGCCAUGUCUAUGCUGAAUUGGCAAUAGCACACAGGCCUUACCCUUAGUGAGAGGGAACCAGAGGUAGGCAGCAGUCAGGCUGAGUUUAAUGAUGGGGAGUUGGUCAGACCAUUCACAGACCUCUGCCCACCCCUUUGCCCAUGGCCUGGCCCUAAAAAGCCAGAGACAGCCCAUGGAGGAGCACUAGCUCCUCCCCAAGGCAAGCAGUCCUGGUCCCUUGGACUUUGUGCAAAAUACUAAAUGCUAAUUUGGCAUCAAGAGCCAGCUCUGAAAAAGAGUGAUCUUUUGUGUAGCCAGCCCAGGAAAAGGAAGGUAGGUUAGGAGGCCCCUGGCCAAAAGGAAAAAAAAAGUAGGAAGGGAGUAGGAAAAGACUCCCUAACUUGGGAGCAUAGGCACAGGGCAGGUUUGUGUAAAUUUCCUCUGGGGUAGAGGGCAGACAUCCAGGCAGCUGAGAUUACAGAUCCUCAUCUCCAAUGCCCUCGAAGGCGAAAUUGCCAUGGAUGGCACUGGCACUGGCAUCUGUGCUGGGACUGCCAAUUCCCCGCAAGCUCACGGCACUCAGCUUACUCUGUAACAGAGGUGGGAGGAGGGUCAGAGGGCAGCAGCCUGUGAGCCCCUUGUAGUCAACCUCACCAACCCAGUAACUCACUGAGAGUUUGACCAUGGAUUCCCGGCUGGCAUCUGGUGACUCCUGGGAAAAAGGAGGCAGAUCAGUUAGAUUUAGGAACAGGGAUGGCAAGGCAGAGCUAGGAGCCAAAGCACUGAUGGACAUUAACUUACAAGCAAUGGUGGAGACUUCACUGCUUGCUGGCUGUCUGAACGUUUCAGGGUACCCCCCACUCGCCGACGCAGCAUCUAAGGACAGAUCCAAAAUGCUGCUAAAAGGCAGAAACCUCAGAGCCCAGUCUCUUCCCCUUCCUCCCAAGAGAAACCUUAUUCCUAGAACACAACAGGAGAGCACGGCCACACAGCUGCUUGGUCUCUGGUGCCAUUUACCUUCCUGAUACUGCCCCCGGACUUCUUCACCAUCAGCUCGUCCACCAUAGACUGCAAGCAGAUGCUCAUCAUAAUAGCCUGAGGGGAAGAAACUCAGUCUGAUUAAAGACACUAUCCCUAGCCAGAUCUCCUAACAAGGACUCCCACUCACAUGGAAUCCUGGAAGCCUAGACUUGGGGACCUAUGGGCUCACACCUGUGGGCUGGUGAUGGUGACCCACUGUAGCCGGUCCUUGCUCAUGAGGUAUUCGAAAGCCAGUUCCAGGCGCACCUCACCCCGACCCCGGCUUGGACUGCUCGUGCUUCCACUGGGGAGUGGCACCUAAAAGAGGAACAGGACUUGGGCUGAUUUCAUUGUGGCCAAGUUGUGGACCUCUGCAGCCUGGGAUCGCAAGGCUUGCCAUGUCCCAUCUCAGAAGGCCAUCCCUCUCAUCCCAAGUCACAGAAGAAAGUCAGGUGUGCUAAUCCUAAGCCUUGGAAAGCUGAGGCAGGAGGAUCAUGAGUUCAAGAAUAACUGGGCUACAUAGUUCCAGGUCAGUAAUAGGGACAUAACUAGAAGUUGUCUCAAAAACAGAAACAAAACUCAACUCACAGAGGAGGUGACCCGCCAGCAUCGCAUGCGGGUAACCCGGAAAGAGCCUUCACGGAGUUGCGGGCCAGGCAGUCGCAGUUGGAGACUGAGCUCACUGUUGCCUGCGCUGACCACCACAGGGCAGUCCUUCUCUGGAAAGUCAGCCACACAGGCAUCAAAGCGCAGGUAGCCAUAGUGCCGCAGGGUUUGGGCCAGUCGUAAGAACUGAAAGAUGGUCACCGAGUAUGCUUAGUCACGAUGGGGUAGCGCAGACUUGGCUAUGCAAGGAGACAGGGCAAAAAACUCACCUCCUUCUUGGAGACUUUGUCUUGCAGAGAUUUGAGCUGCCGGUGCUGCUCUUUGGUGACCAGGAUCCACCCAUGCUCAAUAUCGGACACCGUCUACAUACAGCGGAGACAAUGAGCGAGGCUGGGGCUUCAAUACAGUGAUCAAAAUGAGCUGAGAAGCACCUGUGUGAGACCCUGAUUUUAUUAGUUCAGAGAGGCAGAGUGUGCUAGGAGCUCUGAUUGUGUUCUACGAACUUCCCUGUGAACGGGGGCCAGAGACAUGCGUUUUCUUGGGAAAAUGGAGUACCAUAGUCAUUUCGGGGCAAGGGUUCUGACGCAGCUCUAAGCUCACCUGAGCAUAAAGCAGGUUCAGGCCAACCCGGUUCUCCAUGACAUCAUCGUCAUAGGCAGAGUCCCAGUAACUGUGAGGCCAAGGGGUGGAAAUGAGUAAGGGGGUAAAGGCAAAGGUAGGAUGGAAAUGGGCAAACAGAAGUAAUUGCAACUAUGGGCUAAUUAAUUGUGGUACACUGGAAGGAGGGUGGGAGGUGUGGGUAAAACAUCCAGCAUUGCUCCCUCGGCCAGAUGAAGCCCCCUCAGCAUGUGGCCAGGCCCUGACCUCUUUCUGAGCACAAUCUUGUACUCGUGACUCCGAAGACUGGUGACAGAUACAUAAGGCAGCUCAAACUCCUGCAGCUUCCGUACAA